AUGAUACAACUGCUCUCGUUCCACAAAAAAUGUCUGCAAAAAUUGAUCAAAAAGUUAUUGUCGAUUUUAUUUUUCAUAGGUGAAAAAAUGUUUAUUACAGCUUUAAAUCACCAACAAGCACCAAUUCCUUGCGUUCUUGAUGAACUUGGAACUCAUGAACAUGGCCAAACAUUUACCAAGGGUAAUUUUCAUUACAAAUGCAAUAAUGGAACAUCAGAAGUGAUUGCUUGUGUGUCAGAUGAUAAAUCUGUUAUACACGUAGGAAGAACGUUCCUUCAUGAAGGUAUCAAACACAAAUGCUCAGUGAAUGGGGACAUUGUCACUUAUGAAAAAGAAUCUACGUGCUUCGAAAAUGGUAUUCACUACAGUAUCGGUGAAUCUUUUCGAAAUGGUUCAUUCAAAAUGGUUUGUGAAGAAAAUGGAAUUUCCAUAGCAGGUGACUGA
Molecule: messenger RNA, 444 nt
Organism: Dracunculus medinensis (Guinea worm)
Lineage: Eukaryota; Metazoa; Nematoda; Chromadorea; Rhabditida; Dracunculidae
Source: the annotation of a GenBank genome assembly